Caenorhabditis briggsae is the source of this 324-nucleotide messenger RNA. Bases 1 to 324 code for a protein of 107 amino acids. The record is from RefSeq and is a predicted model, not a curated record. The transcript is spliced from 2 exons. NCBI's taxonomy places the organism in Eukaryota, Metazoa, Nematoda, Chromadorea, Rhabditida, Rhabditidae.
AUGGAUCUGCCACCGCCAAUACCUCAGGCUAUUGACUGGAGCACUGUCUUCGGAACUCCAACCAACUUCCCAGACACUCAAAUCAUCAAUAAUCGCAUAGAGGCGAACCGUUAUUAUUUCAUUCGCACAGUCGUUGCAGGCAUUGGUGCCAGUGCUGAACACCUUGCGAAAUUGGACAGAAUCGUUGUACUCAACCUUGCGCUCGCUCAUCUUGGAAAGAAGCCACUGUGUCACGCGGAUCUCGUCGUCAUGUGGAAUACUGCAAUGGAGAUCAAAAAGCUUGAAGCCGAGCUGAAAGCUGCGGGAGAGGAAGCGCUAAAGUGA